AUGGAAGCAAUCAAUUAUCCUCUAUGUGAUUGGGUACUCUCCUACGAUAGGGCUAUUGAAAGGUUUCUGAUGGCACGCUGGAAAUUAACUACAAAGCCUCAAAUCUUCUACCAUAAUGAGGACUACUUUGUGAUCAGAUUCAAUAAAAUGGAGGAGAGAGAUGAAGUAUUAUUGACUGGACCUAAUAUGAUCAACAAUAGGCAUGUGAUAAUGAAGCCUUGGGCUGCUGACUUUAAUUUUAAAAAUGUAGUUCUAAAGACGAUGCCAUUGUGGGUAAAGUUCCCAAACCUGCCAUUACAGUGCUGGAACAAAAGAUCCUUAAGUAAAAUUAGUAGUGGGCUAAGUACGCCAUUGUAUGCUGAUGAUUGCACUACAAAUACUACUCGCAAAUCAUAUGCCAGGGUCCUUAUAGAGAUAGAUAUCACAAAGGAACUGCCUAAAUGUAUACUGGUGCUUGAUCCACAAGGAAAUCAAAUGGUGCAAGAAAUUGCUUAUGAAUGGGAGCCAGAAUUCUGUGGAAAAUGCUUGCAAGUAGGACACUCCUGUAGUGAAGUGGAAGCCCAGCGCCCUACUAUACAACAAACUAGAGGUAAAGUGCAGAAAGGGAAACAAGUGUGGAGGAAGAAUGAUGCCACGGGUAACCAGGGUGUGCAACAAAAUAAGGCUAAUCCCAGUACUGACAUAGCAAAGCAAACUGAGAUAAACACUAUAAGCAAAGAGGCUCCAAAUGCAAGUACGCAACAAGAGGAAUGGACAAAAGUGACAACAAAAUCAGCAAUCAAAGCUAAGAACACAAUCACGGAGGAAGAGAAUGUUGGGACCUCCAAUGGAUUUAAUCCAUUACUGAUGUCGGAUGAUCAACAUGAAUAUCAGAUACAAAAGAGAGGGGAUUCUAGGGGACAAUGCAGCUACACCGAUGGGGCAGGGGAUACCAACUUCUAUCAUAAUCAAUGA
Nicotiana attenuata is the source of this 954-nucleotide messenger RNA. RefSeq lists its product as uncharacterized. The record is from RefSeq and is a predicted model, not a curated record. Bases 1 to 954 code for a protein of 317 amino acids. The transcript has a single exon. NCBI's taxonomy places the organism in Eukaryota, Viridiplantae, Streptophyta, Magnoliopsida, Solanales, Solanaceae.